Messenger RNA from Stylophora pistillata, 1725 nucleotides. RefSeq names its product E3 ubiquitin-protein transferase MAEA. Gene Ontology annotation, biological process: proteasome-mediated ubiquitin-dependent protein catabolic process. Gene Ontology annotation, cellular component: cytoplasm; nucleus; GID complex. Gene Ontology annotation, molecular function: ubiquitin protein ligase activity; protein binding. NCBI's taxonomy places the organism in Eukaryota, Metazoa, Cnidaria, Anthozoa, Scleractinia, Pocilloporidae. The record is from RefSeq and is a predicted model, not a curated record.
UAAACGGUCGUAAACGACACGGCGAAAGCUAUUGCCGUGAACCUGUUGGCGGUUUUGAUAUGCAAAUAUGGCGGAUAUAAAAGCACUAGAAUACUCAACCUUGAAGGUUCCAUAUGAGAUUCUUAACAAAAAGUUUCGAGCAGCUCAAAAGGUGAUUGAUAGGGAAGUAUCACUAGUGGUCAAUGCCAGUAAUGAUUUGACCAAUGGUCUCGGCUCAGUGCCAGUCAAGGUGGGCGAGAUCACUGGCUUCCUUGAUGGAGUUGUACAAAAACUGCAAUCACUGAAAAGAAAGUCAGAAGAAUGUCUUUCCCAAGAAGAAGCUUGUUUACGGCACUGUCGUGCACGUCUAGACCACAUCAAAGAGCAUGCCAAUGGAAGAAAGAGUGCUGAGUUAGUGUGGAAAAAGAAACGACUUGAUCGAAUGUUAGUGGAUCAUUGUCUUAGAUCUGGGUACUAUGAAACUGCUAUAAAGCUCGCAAAAGAUUCACAAAUUGAGGAAUUUGUGGACAUUGAGUUAUUCCUUAUUUCAAGGAAAGUAGAAGAGUCUUUAUUGAGGAGAGAAAUUGGACCUUGUUUAGCUUGGUGUUAUGAAAACAAAUCCAAACUGAGAAAAUUCAAGAGUAACCUUGAGUUCAAUGUUAGGAUGCAAGAGUUUAUUGAACUGGUGAGGAGAGGUGACAAAAUGGAGGCAGUUAGGUAUGCAAGGAAACAUUUUCCUCCAGCAAAUGUUGAUGGCACCAUGACAAAGGAGAUUCAGAGAGCCAUGGCUUUAUUGGCUUUCAAACCAGGAACAAGCUGCUCUCCUUACAGGGAAUUAUUUGAUCUGGAGAGGUGGGCACAGCUGGUAAUGCAGUUCAGGCGAGAGAAUUUCCAACUUCACCAGCUUAAUGAUCAGUCUGCUUUAGCGGUCACAUUGCAGGCAGGAUUGUCUGCUCUCAAAACACCUCACUGUUAUCAAGAGGGUCACAAGAGCUCCGAGUGUCCUGUCUGUAGCCAUCCUCUGAACAUCUUGGGGCGUCCUCUUCCGUACGCCCACUGUGCUCAGUCCAGACUGGUGUGCCCCAUGUCAGGGCAUAUUAUGAACGAGAACAACCCACCCAUGGUGUUACCCAAUGGAUACGUGUAUGGAGAGAAUGCUUUACGGGGAAUGGCGAACGAGAACGAUGGCCGUGUGACUUGUCCUAAGACAAAGGAGACUUUCCGUGUGGAACAAGCUGACAAAGUUUACGUUAUGUAAGCAAAACAGAAGAACCUUUUCUUCAGAACUGUCAGGAGUGACAUCAAAAUACUGCAGGGUUUUGUAAUGCUCUCGCUGUAUCACCUAAUUUGGAAGAAUGAUCAACUCAUCCAAAGAACAAAGUUUGAAGAUUGUCGUGGACAACUGCUUUGACAUGAAAAGAACAAUCAUACUUUAAAGAGCUACGCAAUUAAUUUUAGUCGUACCAGCAGAUGUUUGUACAGGGGUUUUCAGAGGUUUUCAUGACCACUUUUUCCUUAAGCGGCCGCCGCUGGCUUACUAGGCGGUCGUAAGGCGAAACCCAAAUACGAAGGCCUGCUCAUGGGACUAAACACACGAUGAUAAGAGGUUUAGCGGUAGACCAUCGAUUUCUGACCUUUCUUGAAACCCCUUUUUUAUGUCCAUGCCUUUUUCUGUGAAAUUUUUUUUUCUUCGAGCUAUGCUCUUAACCCUUUCAUUCCCAAGAUCUUUUUAGUAAUUCUCCUUAC